GUAAUGUGAAUCAACUGUGUACAUGUAGCUGUACUGUAGCCAAGGUAGGCGCGGUCCAAGAAGCUAUUACAGGUCAAAUCUGCUGAUUAUUUCGUCACUUUUAGCAGCAUUAACACUUAACAGCAUCAUGGAUUUGACCCCUUUAGAAAUCAAUCAGAUCGCGAAUCUAGUCGAUAUCAAUGUCGUCCGAAAACUCGGAUUACAUCUUGGACUCGCGCAUGCAGAGAUUCAACGGUACGAAAAGACGAACAAUCAAAACCCUUCACAGUGCACAGGUACGGAGGACAUGCUAGUUGCAUGGCACAGGAACGGCGGGACGAGGGAAAUGCUUUGCAGGGCUCUCGGAGUAGUCGAGCAAACCAGAUUAGCCUUCAGAAUUGAAAGUGGUGAGUUUCGGGCUGAACCAGUUGCUGCCGUUCCAGUUGCUGCCGUUCCAGUUGCUGCUGUUCCUUUGAGGCCAAAUUCUACGUCUAGGGUACAAACAACUGGUGAGCCUGAGGCUGCCUUACAUGUACAAUCCACCAACAGCAAUAGUCAGCGCCCAAGACAAGGCAAGGUCGCAGAGAGAGUCAAUAUCGAAUACGUCAUACCCCGCCUUGCCGAGGACAUCAACAACAGCUGUGUCGGCAAGCUCGGUCAGGCCCUUAAUUUCAGACCAGCCCAAAUCAACAGGUAUGAAUCAACAAACCACAUGACGGGCAGGGUAACGGUGAAAGGUACCACAAGCAUGCUGUACGAUUGGAAGAGUAGGACGUCUGUAAGGGUGCAGAAGGAAGAACUUAGAGCAGCACUCAUCCAAGCAGAAAUGAUCGAAAUUGCAGACGAGCAUCUACCACUGGAAUAAAAUGCUUCCAGAUUCAGAAGAGGAGGAUAUCACUUCUCAAGUACUACCAGCAACGUUUGGCAAUGAUGAAUCGUAUGGAAGACAAGGUCACCAGCCAAUGUGAAGAGUAGUCUUUGAUGACAGGCUCCUUAUAAACUGAUAAAGGACAGAAUUGGAGACUUGAACAGAGCGGUACAAAGAGAUAUUCCGGGGGAAGAUGAUCAGGAUCAUUGUUCAUCACCUUCCGUUUGGGAUCGCGCCAUACUGUACUAGCCAAUAUUUUUCCAUAAAGAUAUUUUUUGCUGAUCAAGGAUUCAAGGGCAAAUUUGCAAGUUGUUAAAAAUCAUAUAUAGCCACAACAACUACGAGGUACUUCUUAAUAAUUAGGUACCAACUUGCAAGUUGUACUGCAAUGUUCGUUGAUUUUUCUAUUUUCUGUGUGUACCUUUGCUGAGUGUGCAUCAGCUACAUGUACAGUAUGUGUGACUUGCGUGACCUGUUUAAAGCACGACAUGUCAUGAUGUCAGUAUGUUAUUCUAUUUCGGUGGAUCAUGAACUCAUCACUGAAUAUCAUAAUCAUUGUAUCAUAAGCAUUGUUUCGGCAGAAUUAAAUGAAAUAUAUCCAUUGAAGUUCCUGAUUACAAUCAGUGUAGUUGCAAGCUGCGCCACAUGACUCCAGUGAAGGCUCAUGCCAUAUAGUGUAUAAAUGCCUAGUGACUAGGCUUAUUUUAGUGACUUUGAAAUGCGACAUUACGUGCUAUGUCAGACCUCUGUACCUAUUAAAAGGCUGGGUAAAACUUAUUAUCAUUCAAUCCAAAAUAUUUUUAACUCAAGUGAGUUCUGGGAAAUGUAAACAAAUUAUUUGUGAUUUUUUUCAUUCUUUUUAUGUUAGUAUGGAAGAGUAUGAUCUAAAAAAUUUUACCUGAGAAGUAUUGAUCUUCAAUUGCCCUCAUAAUCAAAAUAUGAGAAGUAACUACUUAAGGUUGUGGACCACAACUUUCAUACCGCAUGUUUGUAUAGCCCCACGUAUAGUGUAUAUAUCAAGAUUAUCUUUCUAUGGUGAUACAUACCAUCACCAAGUUUGAAGUGCAUAUUUCAGGUGGUUUUUGAGAUAUCGCAAUAGCAAAAAAGCAGGACGGAUGGACAUACAACUCCAAAAACAUAUUUUCUACGGAAUCACCUUCAAUGGGCGGAUGCAAAAUUACAGUUGUCAUAAUGGGAUGACGCAAAAUAAUAUAAUUUGCUUGCCGAACUUCUUUCUAUGUCUUCAGGUGUAGCAAGAAUUAAUAUCUGUUUACCUGUUGCGUUUGGAAUUGGAGGUCAAUUGAGUAAUUCGUCUGAUGGGCCACAUUUCUGUGUGACUAUACUAUAGUGGUGUCCAGAAAAUAUCUAGGAUUAACAAAGUUAAAUUAGUAAAUUAUUAAAACAUCCAUGGGGCCUGAAAAAAUUGACACCUCUGUAAAUUGUGGCAAAUGUAUAGAACACAUAGCACUUACUAUCUCUAUAGUAAAAACUGACUUUACUUUUUAAUAAAUAGUUUGCUAUGUUUUCUGGUGUAGCAAGAAUUAAUAUCUGUUUACCUGUGCUGUUUGGAAAUUGAGGUCCAUUGAGUAAUCCGUCUGAUAGGCCAAAUGAUCACUUGGUGUGGUAAUUCACUUGUUAUCCAGAUAUCUGUGUUUAGUUAUAUUGAGUUUGAGUUUGAGUUUGAGUUUGAGUUUU
Molecule: messenger RNA, 2542 nt
Organism: Strongylocentrotus purpuratus (purple sea urchin)
Lineage: Eukaryota; Metazoa; Echinodermata; Echinoidea; Camarodonta; Strongylocentrotidae
Exons: 5
Coding region: 128-844 (238 amino acids)
Biological process (GO): signal transduction
Molecular function (GO): protein binding
Source: RefSeq, a predicted model, not a curated record